Molecule: messenger RNA, 3046 nt
Organism: Gaeumannomyces tritici R3-111a-1
Lineage: Eukaryota; Fungi; Ascomycota; Sordariomycetes; Magnaporthales; Magnaporthaceae
Product: WD repeat-containing protein
Exons: 3
Coding region: 166-2613 (815 amino acids)
Biological process (GO): proteasome-mediated ubiquitin-dependent protein catabolic process
Cellular component (GO): nucleus
Molecular function (GO): protein binding; protein-macromolecule adaptor activity
Source: RefSeq, a predicted model, not a curated record
GUCCCCGAUAAGCCUAGGGUGGGCCUCUGAUAAAGCUUGGCCUCAAUUGACGCGCGCGGAGUGGCGCCAAGAAAGCACUUAAAGCUGUGGGGCAACACGGGGCUGUUGCUCGCGUCCAAAAUCGUGUUUCCGCGUUUUUGACAUGCCGCAGCGUGUCAUGGGUUCAUGGGCAUGGGCCAGGCGCCUGGACCGCGUAAAAGUGACUUGCCCGUGCCCACCCCCUCGUCCCCCACAACUCUCCCAGACAACCGUCACUACCAAAGAAGUGCCCAGCCAACCCUGCUCUCUUUCUCCCGCAACUGCAGGCUCGAAUACCAUCUUUAUGUUCAUGUACCGACUUCAGUGAUCUGGGCUGUCGAGAUGAGGCAUCCCACUCCCCCCAACAGCAGUCCCCUCUGCGUCAAGCGGUCCGUUACCUGGGCACCCGUUGUCCAUGUCGACACCCCAGAAGAGUCCGACAACCUCGAUGCCUGGCCGACCCUAGAACUGCCAUUGACGCCUAGGAGACCAAGGGCACUCGGGAGUCCAAUUCGAUGCAACCAGACUCCGGCCGACUCCUCGCCACUCGGUGCCGCCCUCGAGGUGUGCCCUGGCUCUCCAACAGUCUUGACUCGGUCAGCAACAGCAGCGGCUGCCGCAGCAGCAGCGGCCGCAGCAACAACAGCAGAAUCAAGCUCGUCCAAGAAGGAGAAAAAGCCGCCAUCGAUCACCCCCCGCAAGUUUCGCAAGUUCUUCACCCCACGGCCGGUUCCGGUCGUUACCAGGAGCGCUCUCCACGACAUCACCCGAUCCUCUCUGAACGCAACACAGCCUGUAGACGAAACGGCGAGGGAGCUGUUCCGGAACCCUGCCCGCUCCAAUGCUCGUGCCGGCAAGCGACCAACAGCAGCUCUCGAUGGUGAUGAUUUGGACAAUGGCAACGGCAAGCGUCAGAAGACCAGAUCUAUUGCAGGGCUUGCUACACUCGACAAUAUCUCGUCGUCUCCUGCGAAUCUGUUGGAGAGCUUGAAGCCGCCGUCGCCAAAGUUGAGAAUCCCCUUGAACCAUAGGGGUACCGCUGCCCAGGUUUUCCAGCGGGAGUUGGGUGAUAUCGAUCGUGCCUUUGAUAUGCUGGAGCUGGCGCAUCCGGUGCUUGACUGGAGGACGGAGACUGCCGACUUCUGCUCCGGGCAGGAUUACAUCCACAGCACCGCCCAGGCCGACUCUAACCAACCUCGCAGCACCAUCUUCUCACAAGCAGCAUGUAACACCAAUGAUAUGGUUCUUAUUGGAGACAACAUGGGCAAUGUGCGACUUUUGAAGACGGACGUUUCUGGUGAGGAUGGCUUCCAGAAACCUCACGUUCUGUGGACCGCCCAUGACAAUGCCGUGACCGAUGUUGCCGUCUCAGCCGACGACCUGCGUGCCGCAACAGCGUCGGCUGACCGUACUGGCAUCGUCUGGGAUACGAUGACGCAAAAACCGCUUACCCUGCUACCCUGCAAUGGCUCCGUCAAGUCGAUUCGGUUCCAGCCUGGGCAAGGGGCCGGUAAUGUCGUGGCCACGAGCAGCCGUGACGGUCUGGUGCAGGUAUGGGAUCUGCGGUGCCGCAACGGGAGAUUCAGCGACUGGCAGGACGACACCAUGGGAGACGCCUCGGAGGGCUGCGAGUAUCCCGUGCCUCAUAGCGCGCCGCUCAACAGCUUCGUGUCGGCGCACCAGGCCUCGGCCCGGGGUGGACGCGGCGGUCAACACGCCGUCGUGACGACGCUAGAGUUCAUGCCGGCUGGCAAGGAGCAUCUAAUAUUGUCGGCGUGCGAAGCCAACGCCACCAUCAAGCUCUGGGACAUCCGCGCCGUCCGCCACGAGCAGGGCAACAACGCCAGCAAGCCCGUCUCUGUGGUCGCCCCACCGCCGGGCCACGCCGGUUACCGCGACUGGGGCGUCAGCUCCUUGGCCCUGGGGUCCGAUGGCGCCCGGGUGUACGCACUCUGCAAGGACAACACCGUCUACGCAUACUCGACCGCUCACCUCGCCCUCGGCCGCGCCCCUGAGCUAGACGCCGGCUACGAGCUAACUCGGCGUCGCAGCUCGCCCGUGCACUCAGGUCUGGCCCCGCUGUAUGGCUUCCGCCACACCCUCUUCACCUCGCCCAGCUUUUUCGUCAAGCUGGCCGUCAGGCCGGCCCGUGACGGCCACUCCGAGAUGAUCGCCGUCGGCAGCGGCCACGGUACUCCCGUCCUGUUCCCCACUGAUGAAGGCUACAUCCGCUCCCAACAGGAUGUCGCCUCGGCCGCUGCCUCCGGUGUCUCACUACCGGCAAGGACAGAAGGAUCCUGGGGCUUCCCGGCUAGCAACAGGCACGUGACACCUCGUCCAGCCGAGGCGACGCCCAUCUUCACCUCUGGCACGCCGCUCAUCCACGGCCACGCCAAGGAGGCAACCUCGGUGUCGUUCACAAGUGGUGGUCGGCUAGUCACCGCAUCGGACGACUUCACGGCCCGUGUCUGGUCCGAGAACCGCGAUCAGGCCAGGCAGCUCCGUCAUGGCGGCUGGACCGGAGGUCAGCGCUGGGGUUGGGGCUGGGCUAGUAUCGACCAAGACUUUGACGAGCAUGACGGUGAUGAGUUUUAGCUCCACCGAUGCCGGUCCGCCAGCCACUCAUCUUGGGGGGCUUGGUCCCAGUAGCAAAGAAAGAAGAAGAAAAAAAAGUUAAUCUAUCCCCGCAUACCCUGGGAAUAUCUUGUACGGGUCAGUUGUAACAUUUUAAGGCAUUGAGACGACUGUCGGGCUAUGAUAAUUCUGUAUGGGGUACGAGUCCAUACACCAGAGCUGGGUAUUUGGGACAAGUAUACCACUUGCUCGGGACCUUGCGUGAUGACGCAAGGUUUACUAUAGGAUUUUGUUGGGGACCUUGGCAUAGGUAUGGGACAUGCUAGCGAAUUCUUGAUUUUGCUACAAAUGUAGCUUAGGAACAGAGGUUCUAGUAGGAGAAUAGAAUUGUAAAUAUGACAAGAGCCGACGGGUGCCCAACAAUCUAGCGUUGGAAAAUGUUUGUUGCUUUGGG